CGUGAACCUGUGUUGACAAAGACGCAUCAUCAGGCUGUUGUUACCAGUGUGGAAGCUGUGAUGCCACGUUGACACGCUUAAACUUGUGUUAUGUAUUUGGGACAUUCAGCCAUGCUACAGCAGUCAGAGCUCAUCUUUGACUUUGCCAGUGAUCAUAAUGUGGCACAGUUUGGAACCCACUCUGAUUAUCCUGCGGUGGUGGUGGAGCAGGUCCCUCAUCCACACCUGCUCUCAUACUCUGGUCUAGCGUGUGAACAGCUACAAACAGAGGAGGAGCAGCAGCACCUGCUCAAAGUGGAGCCAUGUGAAAGCGGAGAGGAAGAGACCAUGGAGACACUUGUUGCAGCUGACUCAUUUUUCAACAUGGACUGCCCUGAAACCCUCUCCCUGGAACAACACUACUCCCAGACCUUCUUGCCAUCACUGGGUGAUGUAAUCACAACCCCUGUUACCCAGGUGACCGUGUCAGCAGAGGGGAUUGUGGGAGCCGUUGGCCAGUCACAGUGGCAAUCGUUGCACACAAAGAAGCCUGCAGCACAGCUACAAUCCAAAAAAAGAAGUAGAAAACCACGACAUCGGAGGGCAGAGUCUCCCACACCAGACAUUAUAGUGAAAAAGAACAAAUACAAUAAAGGUGGAAAUACACUGUACCUUUGGCAAUUCCUGAUGGAGUUGCUGCAGGAUCGACAGGUCUGCCCGCGGUACAUCAAAUGGACUAAUCCUCAUGCAGGAAUUUUCAAGUUGGUCAACUCGAAAGCAGUGGCCAGACUCUGGGGAAAACACAAGAAUAAGCCAGAUAUGAAUUAUGAGACAAUGGGAAGAGCACUCAGAUACUACUACCAGAGAGGAAUACUGAAUAAAGUCGAAGGCCAGCGUCUAGUUUACCAGUUUACCUCUCUACCCAAAGAUAUGAUUUACAUCACAGAUGGCGACGGGUCCAAAGAGGAUGAGGAUGAUGAUGACGAUAAUAGUGGCAAUGAAGAAGAUUUGAGUGACGAGACUGAUGAUGGUACAAUAGCUUCUAGUGACCAGUCUGUGGAGGAGGAGGAAGAUUUACAACCACCACAGAAGAAGUCAUCUAGCUCUAUCAGAGCCUUGACCACCCAUCGAACCAGAGCGGCUCCAAGGCCCUUAGACCAGCGCGAUGCCCUCUUGCGCCCCACCAGCUCCAGCCUAAUCCAGGAGCAGCAUUUGCCUAUCGUGUCCGCUGAGAUGCUGCGGAAUCUCCAGAACCUGCAGAAGAUUCAGUCGCUGCAGCCCACGGGACACGCCUCUGUUUUUAAAACUGCUCAGCUGCUGGGGAGUCUGUGUGAGCGGCAGGCUGCUGCCGCGGUGGUCAUGGGCAGUAAAGGUGCACAGGAGACUCCAGGCAAAAGGUCCCAGCAAGGGCAGAAAAGUUCACAAAUGGAGCCCCCACAACUGCUGUCUCUAAUUAGCUCUGACCAAUAGAACAGAAUAGAAAGACCUAUUCACCCUCAAACCAACAUGCACCUUCACUCCACUGACUCAGGACCAGUUUCAGAGAUGCACACCAAAACGUCUUAAGUGUCAAUGGGGGGGGAUUCGAUCUAGCAUUAUUGUUGUACUUUACAUUAGACAGUGGUGAUGAGUAAUGCUAGAUCAGUGCUUCUCCCCUGACAUCUAAAUGGACUGUAAGUUCAUCGUCUCAGUAGAGGUGGUCUAUAACCUUAUUAUCACAGCCUUUAGUCCUUCUCUGUAUCCAUCAGCUACACCAAAGAUGGACAUGCACUGGAAUCUACUGCCUCUCUGCACCUUCUGGAGGAACAUCCUUUGCCUGCACUUCAGCUCCAGUGUCAUGGAGUUAUUGGGUCAGCACACCUAGCCCUCUUUCUGCCUUAACCUUUCUAUCUAUGUUUUCUUAUUUUUCUCAUUUUUUUACAAUUAUAUGCUGAAACAUUCCUCUCUGUAAAGUGGCUUUGCACUAAUGUUUAUCUCUGCUGUAUGCUUGUUUUCUUAAGUGCCUGAAACCCUCAGUCCAUCCUGUCUCUGCUAAUCAUGAGGUUUUUGAGGGAAAACAUUCCAUAUAAUUUUUUUAAGAUUACUGAAAUAUGUUUGCAUUGUGAACUGUUAAAAUAAGGGAUCACUGUUAUAUCUAAAAUAGGACUUUAGCACUGCUGCUCUGUGUUUAUACGUCUGUCGUGGACCUUCCUUUUGUUGACAAUCAGUGAAAUAGUAUUCAUUUAUUUUGCUACAGUGCCUUUCGUAGAGUAGCCUUAAUGCAAUGCACACGUUCUAUUUAGUUAUUACACUUUCAUUCCAGCAUAUAUGGUCCACUUAUAUUUUGGUGUAAUGUGUGUUAUAUCUGUGAACAUGCUUGACUUUGUGCCUUGUUGCCAUUUCCUCCCUCAGGUUCAUAAACGUGUUUUGCUGUACUCUAUGCAAGAAAUAAAACUGCUGGCGCUGUAUAAUUAUGUAAUGCUAAGCUCAGUGUUGUCUUCAGCCGAACAUAGUUUACCACACUCCAAAAUGAAAGUUGUAAGGUAAACUAAACUGUUGUUGUGAGGCAUGCACGUUGUAGGAGAUGUUUAGUACUGUGCCUGUGGCUCCAGGGAGCCUUUAUGCAAAUGCUCUUUGUAACAGUAAAACAUUUAUUUUGCGAUUACCUUGUUUUGCUUUAACUAGAGGUCUCUUAAUGCAAAUUUUACUAUAAGGAAUUUGUAUGUUUGUUGCAGAGGGAGAGGUUGAGUUUCUCAGUUUGUCUUUGUGUGCAUAUGCUUUUGUGCAACCCUGAGGUGUUAAAAAGAUAAUGGUCUGUGAUGUAAAAUAAACCUAAUUUUGCUAUCUA
Molecule: messenger RNA, 2806 nt
Organism: Betta splendens (Siamese fighting fish)
Lineage: Eukaryota; Metazoa; Chordata; Actinopteri; Anabantiformes; Osphronemidae
Product: ETS-related transcription factor Elf-1-like
Exons: 7
Coding region: 91-1449 (452 amino acids)
Biological process (GO): cell differentiation; regulation of transcription by RNA polymerase II
Cellular component (GO): nucleus
Molecular function (GO): sequence-specific DNA binding; DNA-binding transcription factor activity, RNA polymerase II-specific
Source: RefSeq, a predicted model, not a curated record